GACGUUCCGGCCACUAUGGCGUCGGAAGGUGGCGGCGACUCGCAGCUGCGGAGGCGAAGGCGCCGGGAAUCGGAGGAACCGGAGAAAACGGAGCGCAGCGAGAGAGAGCUGACAGUGGUAGUGGCGGUGGCCCAGGAGAACGAAGAGGGGGAUGAGGAGCGCUGGGUCGGGCCUUUACCUGUAGAGGCGACGCUGGCCAAGAAGAGGAAAGUUCUAGAGUUUGAAAGAGUCUAUCUUGAAAAUCUCCCCAGUGCAUCUAUGUAUGAACGCAGUUACAUGCACAGAGAUGUUAUCACCCAUGUGGUAUGCACCAAGACAGACUUUAUUAUUACUGCCAGUCAUGAUGGACACGUUAAGUUCUGGAAGAAAAUAGAAGAGGGAAUUGAAUUUGUUAAACAUUUUCGUAGUCACCUGGGAGUUAUUGAGAGUAUUGCAGUUAGCUCUGAGGGAGCAUUGUUCUGUUCUGUGGGUGAUGAUAAAGCAAUGAAGGUGUUUGAUGUAGUGAACUUUGACAUGAUCAAUAUGCUGAAGCUUGGCUAUUUUCCUGGACAGUGUGAGUGGAUCUAUUGCCCAGGGGAUGCGAUAUCUUCAGUUGCUGCUUCUGAGAAGAGCACAGGAAAAAUUUUUAUUUAUGAUGGUCGAGGAGACAACCAGCCACUUCAUAUUUUUGACAAACUCCAUACGUCACCUCUUACUCAGAUACGGCUGAAUGCAGUUUACAAAGCAAUAGUGUCUUCUGAUAAAUCUGGAAUGAUUGAAUACUGGACUGGGCCUCCUCAUGAAUAUAAGUUCCCCAAAAAUGUGAACUGGGAAUAUAAAACUGACACAGAUUUAUAUGAAUUUGCCAAGUGCAAGGCUUAUCCAACCAGUAUAUGUUUUUCACCUGAUGGGAAGAAAAUAGCUACUAUUGGUUCUGAUAGAAAAGUUAGAAUUUUCAGAUUUUUGACUGGAAAACUCAUGAGAGUCUUCGAUGAAUCACUAAGUAUGUUUACUGAACUGCAGCAGAUGAGGCAACAGCUACCCGACAUGGAAUUUGGCCGACGAAUGGCUGUUGAACGUGAGUUGGAGAAGGUGGAUGCAGUAAGAUUAAUUAACAUAGUUUUUGAUGAAACUGGACACUUCGUGCUGUAUGGGACAAUGCUAGGCAUUAAAGUUAUAAAUGUAGAAACAAACCGGUGUGUGCGCAUCUUAGGCAAGCAAGAAAAUAUCAGAGUGAUGCAGUUGGCUUUGUUCCAGGGAAUAGCUAAAAAACAUCGUGCUGCAACUACCAUAGAAAUGAAAGCAUCUGAAAACCCCGUUCUUCAGAAUAUUCAAGCUGACCCAACAAUAGUUUGUACAUCUUUCAAAAAGAACAGAUUUUAUAUGUUUACCAAACGAGAACCAGAAGAUACAAAAAGUGCAGAUUCUGACAGAGAUGUUUUUAAUGAGAAACCUUCUAAAGAAGAAGUCAUGGCAGCUACUCAAGCUGAAGGACCUAAACGAGUUUCAGACAGUGCCAUUAUCCACACAAGUAUGGGAGACAUCCACAUCAAACUUUUUCCUGUUGAGUGCCCUAAGACAGUGGAAAACUUCUGUGUUCAUAGCAGAAAUGGUUAUUAUAAUGGACAUACAUUUCACCGUAUAAUUAAGGGCUUCAUGAUUCAGACAGGAGACCCAACAGGUACUGGUAUGGGAGGAGAAAGCAUAUGGGGAGGAGAAUUUGAAGAUGAAUUUCAUUCAACAUUACGACAUGACAGACCAUAUACGCUCAGCAUGGCCAACGCUGGAUCAAAUACUAACGGAUCCCAGUUUUUCAUAACAGUAGUACCAACGCCUUGGCUUGAUAAUAAGCACACAGUGUUUGGACGAGUGACUAAAGGAAUGGAAGUUGUACAAAGGAUCUCCAAUGUCAAAGUCAAUCCCAAAACAGAUAAGCCCUAUGAGGAUGUCAGCAUCAUAAAUAUUACUGUCAAGUAAAAUAAGGUUUGUUUCAUUGUAUAUGUAAAUAAAAAUACACAUAUAUCAAAUAGGUUUAUUUUACAUUAGGAAGUUCUUAGGACUUGUUGGACAUACAAAUCAUGUUUCGGGGGAUCCCUGGGUGGCGCAGCGGUUUAGCACCUGCCUUUGGCCCAGGGCGCGAUCCUGGAGACCCGGGAUCGAACCCCACGUCGGGCUCCCGGUGCAUGGAGCCUGCUUGUGUCUCUGCCCCCCUCCCCUCUCACUAUCAUAAAUAAAUAAAUAAAAAUUUAAAAAAAAAAGCCUUCAGUGGAAAAAAAAAACAAAUCAUGUUUCAAGGAUGCAAGAUUAUGUUUUUAUAUUUUUCAUUAAAAGUCCUUUUUUAAAACUCUGCCUAUGGUUUUCCUUGUAGUAUUUCUCAUCCUAGGAGAUAAUAAACUGAAAUGGACUAAAUUUGGGCAAACAGCACUCCUUAUAUGUAAUUAUCCUUGAGACUCAAAACCAUAUUGAGUAAUGAGAAUUGUAUGCAUAUGUUCCUUAGGUUUUUAAAAACAUGGUACAUAAUCUGCCUUCAUGUUUCUUUGGAUCCACUAAGAAAGGAUACCAGGAUCUGAUAAUAAUGUACCACUUCCUUUCUUUUCUUAGGUUUGUGUUUUGUGCCAAAUAAUUUUGCCUUUUAAUCAUUGUUAAAAAGAGUAAGUAGAAGUAAGUAAAAUUUCAGGAAAUAAAUAGCAAGUUGUAGUUUAUUAAAGAUUUAGAAAUAGCUCUGUAGUUCUAGGUAAGUCACAUUUAAAUGAGUAUUACACCUGGUGUUUAAGUAUCAGAAUAAAGUAGUAUUUCAGUCCUUAGUUUUAUAUACAGGUUCAUUUACUAUUUUCACAUUAUUUUCCUCAUAUAGCUACAUUCAAAUUUUCUGUCCUCAAAUAAUAGUAUCUUUCCUUACUUUACUAAAUAGACCAUUGAGAAAAAGUAUAUGUUAAGUAAAACUUUUAGUAGCUAAUAAUGGAGUAAUUAGGAGUUUGAGCAAUAAAAUGAGUUCUAAGUCUUCUAUUGAUUUCAUUUCUUCUUCACUCUCCCUCCUGACUUCGUAACUAUUAAGAACCAUGGCUUCUUAUUUCCACUCUUGAAGUUAAAGGAGAAUAAGAAGUUAAAGGAGGAGCAUGUUCAACAGACCUAUUUAGGGAAUUCACAUUCUUAUGUUUCAACCUAAACUUACACUUUUCCUUCGGUUGACAAGCAGGAUUACUUCCUUUAUCCAUUUUGUACCACAAACCUGUGAGAUGGAUUAAUGUACCAAGUUGUACUACUAUUUUUUUUUUAAGAUUUGUAUUUAUUUAUUUAUUUGAUAAAGGGAGAGAGUGCAUGCACGACUUGGGCGGGGGGCUGGUGGGAGCAGAGGGAGAAGCAGACUCCUGGCUGAGCAGGGAGCCCCAGGACCCACCCCAGGGUCAUGACCUGAGCCACUGACUGAGCCACCCCUGGCGCCCCCAAGUUAUGCUACUUUUAUUAUUAUGUCCUCCUUUUAUAAAGCAGAACCUAGACAUAAAAUGACUUUUCACUGUGACAUUUACCUUUACUUCCUCUUUUAGAUGUCUUGGCAUCUCCCAAGCCAUUUAUUCAUUCCUGAAAACAUAAUCCUAAAUUUUUUAUAAUACUGCCACCAAGUGGUGGUGAUGCCCCAUUCUGCCAAACAUAGUUAUUUUGGUUGAGUGAAAAAUCCUAGUUGAUUAACGAAUUUUUCCAUUUCAUGUCACAAAUUUAACAGGAGACCUAAAAAUAUACAUUGCUAGUAUCUUUUUUUAAAGCAUGUUUUAAAUUAUUAUUAGCAGGAUAUCAUCUGAUACUUAUUCAUCCUCUUCAUUAUUUUUUUAGGAAAAGUAUAACUGUCUUCUUUCCUAUUAACCACUUUGCAAAUUGAAAGGUAUCUCAAUGCUAAGGAAAAUGUCUUUCUUUUGGCAAUAUUAGUUCAUAAGGCUACACCUAAGUAUUCUCAGCCAUUUUCUAAAACAGUUACUUAAAA
Molecule: messenger RNA, 3955 nt
Organism: Nyctereutes procyonoides (raccoon dog)
Lineage: Eukaryota; Metazoa; Chordata; Mammalia; Carnivora; Canidae
Gene: PPWD1
Product: peptidylprolyl isomerase domain and WD repeat containing 1
Exons: 11
Coding region: 16-1956 (646 amino acids)
Biological process (GO): protein peptidyl-prolyl isomerization
Molecular function (GO): peptidyl-prolyl cis-trans isomerase activity; protein binding
Source: RefSeq, a predicted model, not a curated record